AAUAAACAAAAUUGGUAACAACAAACAAUCUAUGUAUGCUGUGCGUUAAUUUCAGUUCUAAUGUGACUACUACGUGGUUCUAGUCUAUUUCUUUCUUGUAGUAGUUUGUAUCGAAGUAAAAUGAGCUCGUACGUGGGAAACUCUUUUUGUAAUCAAACGCACGAUGCACCCUCCUUUAGCAUGCGCACUUUUGGUAACUAUGGGGCUGUCUCAGAGUUUCAGCACUCCACUUAUGCUUACGGAGGGCUCGAUCUCAGUGGAGCGUUAGCUUCUCAAGUCGUUUCCGAAUCCCCGAAAGAGGAGGCGAUAAAUAAGCACAACAGUGCCAGGAUCAACGCGCCACCACUUCGCCAGGCUUGCGCAGCAAUGGGUUCUCCAAGUCGUGUCAGUACACGCGGGUACAACUUGCUCAGUCAAGGACUGUUGAGCCAAAAAGCAGAGAUGAUUAUGGAAGUUACGGAAAAACCCAGCGGCAAAAGCCAGCCCGGUGACAUGGAGAUCACGCCAACGAUUAAACAACAAACUAACUCGAGUGAGCGCCAGACCCAGUCGCAACCGCAGAUAUACCCGUGGAUGACCAAGCUACACAUUAGCCACGACUCUGACGGUAAAAGGUCACGAACCAGUUACACCCGCUACCAGACUCUGGAGUUGGAGAAAGAGUUCCAUUUCAACCGCUACCUCACACGUCGCAGGCGAAUCGAGAUUGCCAAUAACCUCUGCCUCAACGAGAGACAAAUUAAAAUUUGGUUCCAGAACCGUCGCAUGAAGUGGAAGAAGGACUCAAAGCUGAAAGUCAAAGGUGCACUAUAAUAAUAAAGUGGUAUAGCAUACAGUUUGAAGCCACAAGCCAAUAUAAAUGUUUCAAAGGUCAAUCUGCUCAAAGCUGCAGAUAACUGAUAGAUUUUAAUCUUAAUUUAAUGUAAAUAUGUAACAUUUGUCCUUACAACUUGUUCAACUGACUACACACUGACAACUGGGAGGAGCUUUUUGGGUCACACCCAUCCAGAACCUACAGAAUGUUAACAUGUGAACACGCAAUUCUUAUUAUUUAAAGAGCUAUUUUGUGAUAUUUUACGUAAUUUAAUAUUAUUUGGUUUGCCUUCUGCAAUUUAUGUUAAUAUGUCUGAUAGGAUAUGUCUGGAUGUGUCUGUAGUUAUAAACUGCACGCAAUCACUGUAUGUUCUAAUAACAGGUUAGAUAGUCAUGCUUUAUGUACAUGUUGUGAGUAAUUUAGAUUUAUUGCUAAAAGAGAGACAUUUGAAGAAAAAACGAAAGGCUUUUAGGUUUAAAGUUGUAUUAGCAUUAUUGCAAGGAAAUUCAGCAACAGAACGUUUGCCCAAUGUAAUGGUCUAGAGGUUGAGUUGCACCUAUAUAUAAAUGUAGUUUCUUGAUCUACAUUUUACAAAUGUUCAUGUGCAAUGCAUUCAAAAUAAAAUGUGGUUGGUGCAGCCCAAUAAUUUAAAUAAACCAAAUGGUUAUUCUGUCCGUUUUUACCAAGAAAACUUGACACAAAUGAAAAAGAAAAAAGAAACACACAGGCCCUAUCAUCUUAUACAAAGGCCCUAAGCACUGCGAUGUCUGGUCUAUUUGUGAAAAUUUAUACAAAAUAGGGUCCACUUUUACGGUAAAAAGCCGAAAAUAUUGUACUUGUAACUUAAAGUACCUGCAAGAGUUAU
Molecule: messenger RNA, 1679 nt
Organism: Clarias gariepinus (North African catfish)
Lineage: Eukaryota; Metazoa; Chordata; Actinopteri; Siluriformes; Clariidae
Gene: hoxc5a
Product: homeobox C5a
Exons: 2
Coding region: 121-813 (230 amino acids)
Biological process (GO): regulation of transcription by RNA polymerase II; anterior/posterior pattern specification
Cellular component (GO): nucleus
Molecular function (GO): RNA polymerase II cis-regulatory region sequence-specific DNA binding; DNA-binding transcription factor activity, RNA polymerase II-specific
Source: RefSeq, a predicted model, not a curated record